CCAUCCCAAGCCUUCACUUCAACCUUCAACCCUCGUUCUUUUCCAAACAAGCCGCCUCCCAUGGCUGGUAAUAGAUAGCACACACACACACUCCCUCCCUCCCUCUCAUCAGCAAGAUGGAGUUCAUAACUGCCCUGCGGGGCAUGACCUUUGACGACCAGAAGCCGUCGCUGUUUGAGCUUCUCUCGGAGCAGCAACUCGCAGACCUGCUGCCGCCCACGCUGCGCUACCUCCUCGUCCACGCCACCCAGCGCUCCCCGCGCUACCUGCUGCCGGUGCUCAACUCGUUCGACGAGCUCUACGCCCUGCUGAUGCUCGUGGUCGAGCGCCACUACCUGACCACCCGCGGCGGCUCCUUCACCGAGCACUUCUACGGGCUCAAGCGCGAGAAGGCCCUGGCCGCCGAGAUCCCCCGCGCCUCCGCCCGCGCCCCGGCCGUCGUCAGGGACACCCUGCGCCUCGCCACCGCCGACGUCUGGAGGAACCUCGCCGUCAUCGUCGGCCUGCCCUACCUCAAGAGGAAGCUGGACGACGCCUACGAGGUCAACGCCCCGCGCGCCCUGCUCGGCACCGCCUACACCACCCUGCCGCCCAACGCCACCUGGACGGACAAGCUGCUCCACUACUACCGGUGGUUCCUGAGGAACGUCUACCCGAGCCUCAAUGCCGCCUACUACUUCUCGCUGCUGGCCUUCAACCUGGCCUACCUCUUCGACAACUCAAAGUACCACAACCCCUUCCUGUGGCUGAUCGGCACCAGGAUGCGCAGGAUGACCGGCGCCGACUACGCCGCCAUCGAGGCCCUCAACGACAAGGCCGCCGGCAAGGGCGCGGCCCCGGGGCCCUCCUCCUUCUUCUCCCCGCGCAACAUGGGCUCCAAGCUCCUCUCGAGCCUGUCCGUCCUCCUGCCCACCAGCAUCUUCGCCCUCAAGUUCCUCGAGUGGUGGUACGCCUCCGACUUUGCCAAGCAGCUGUCGCGCAGGGCCGCCGAGAGCCUGGACCUGCCCCCGCCCACCGUGUCCGGGGCCGCGCACACCACCCCGGCCGGCAAGCCCGCGCCCGCAAAGGAGGGCGCUGAGGCGGGUGAUGAGGAGGGCGAGGAGGACGAGAACACCCUGGCGGAGCACGCGCCUAUCGCAAAACCCUCGCUGCUGCCCAUCUACACCGUCCGACCACCCAGGAACUCGGAGCUGUGUCCGAUCUGCAGGGACGAUAUCACGACGCCCACGGCGUGCCAGACGGGCGUGGUGUACUGCUAUACCUGCGUGCACAGGUGGGUCAGCGGUGUUCACCCGAGGCAGGAGGCCUUCAUGGCCGACAAGAAGGGCAAGUGGGAGAGCGGCGAGUCGAGAUGUGCCGUUACUGGGAGGAGGGUGCUCGGGGGGACCGAAGGGCUGAGGCGGAUCAUGGUCUAAUCCGGUGUGUGGGGAGGGGGUAGGCCGGGUGGACGGUCUUUUUUUUCUCGAAAUGCCCUUCUUGUCAACUUGUUCGCAUAGCGUCUGGCGUUUUGUUCUUAUAAUUUUCAAGGGAACCGGCCCUCAUACGCAAUCACGAUAUCAAAUUACCCGCUCAGACCCGCAAAUCCAGCCCAUAAAGGAUAGUCGAUACAUUCACGUCGAAUGUUGUGGUAAGGACUUCAACAUGAUCUCGGCCAAUCGCCACACCGGCACGGCUCUGCCAGCACUUACUGGGUGGGCCCGAAACAGAUCACAAUAACGGUGCCACUCAGCAUCAACCGUGGGCCAGGCGCCACGCCCGUUGGAAAACCACGAACCCGCCCGCCCGGUCGCGAGGCUGAGGAAUGGAACUCAACGGGCGGCCCAGGCUCGGUGGCAGUGGCGGCACUACCCCAGAGGACGGGCGGGCAUUGGCCCCAUUCUAGGUAUUUGUUGUCUCUUCGAGAUUGAGAUUCCCAAGAAAAGAAAGACGGUUUAAAAUAACAACGGGCGCGUGCCUCUCCCGCGAUCGGCUGUGCCCGCGCGUGUUCCUG
This is a messenger RNA of Diaporthe batatas, 1990 nucleotides long. Its product is annotated as ubiquitin-protein ligase peroxin 12. Gene Ontology annotation, cellular component: peroxisomal importomer complex; peroxisomal membrane. The transcript has a single exon. Bases 117 to 1415 code for a protein of 432 amino acids. The record is from RefSeq and is a predicted model, not a curated record. Gene Ontology annotation, biological process: protein monoubiquitination; protein import into peroxisome matrix. Gene Ontology annotation, molecular function: protein binding; zinc ion binding; ubiquitin-protein transferase activity. Lineage: Eukaryota; Fungi; Ascomycota; Sordariomycetes; Diaporthales; Diaporthaceae.